Messenger RNA from Coniophora puteana RWD-64-598 SS2, 1857 nucleotides. RefSeq lists its product as uncharacterized. NCBI's taxonomy places the organism in Eukaryota, Fungi, Basidiomycota, Agaricomycetes, Boletales, Coniophoraceae. The coding region runs from base 565 to 1827 and encodes 420 amino acids. The record is from RefSeq and is a predicted model, not a curated record. The transcript has a single exon.
CAGAGAUUCACGCUCCCCGGUCCGAGAGUCUGGCCCGAGAAUGUCUACUAUCCUUCCUUUGUUCCGCUAGCAGAAGAAUCAACGGGCCGGUAGACGCGCCCGGUCGUCACUCUCUUGUCUAAGGCUGCAUAGCGGCAGCCUUGGUAACCUAAAGCUCCUUUACUGGUGCAUGAUGCCUCUCUAGGGCCCUAAAGAUCUAGGCGCGUUCACCACUUCGGUCAAACCGUGAUGAUACGCUUUGGCCGCUUGUGCCCAGGUCAAGCAAAUCGUGAUUUCCUUUCCAUUGUCUUUCUUUCAUCGCUUUCAUCCUUUUCGGGCCCACGAUAGGACAGCAUCGUCAAGACAGGAAACUGUCAAAAGCAUUAGCGGCGGGCCAAUCACUCCCCACCAAGUUUCGUCUACAAAGGACGCUCUUGCCACUCGGCACGAGCAUGGUAUAAAAAUUGGGCUUCAUCUCUGGGUGCGCCAUCGCUCAGCGUUUCCUUUCCUUUCUUUAUCUCAGCUACCGUUCCUUGCCUAAUAUCUCACGUCGCUCAUUCACCUACCAAACACUCGUUUAAUACCAUGAAUACGGAAGAGGGCCUCAAGAGGUUCUACCUCAUGAAGAAGCUCAAUGUCGACAAAGACGGGGCCAACUGGACUGAAUCUUCUAUCGAUACCACGGCCGGAAGCUCCGCCGACGAGGCCUACUUUAGGAAGAUCGGUCUAUCGUUCGCAUACCUCCCUGCGCUGUUCCCCUCCCUUACCGAUCUUCGAGUCUCGGAUCUUCAGCUUCAAGAUGUCGCCACCCUGUCCGAUGCCCUUCGCUCGCUCUUCCGCUUGGAGAACGUCCGCGUGCCACUUCCGAACGCGAGGGCGAUGACCCACCUUGCGAACCUUCCGUCUCUCCGCGCACUGUCCCUCGACAUCCUUCCAUCGACACCUGAAAUCCAGGACCCAAACGUAGUGUUCGGCGACACCCUCGAAGACCUCUCGUUCCAAUGCCACGACCUCGACACCUGCGCCAACGUCCUCUCCACCCUCAACGCCGCACCCAAAUCUCUCCGCGUCCUCCUCUGCACGCCCGAAUCAUUCACCCCGCGCAGCCUCGACCACCUCGUCUUCGCCAUCUCCGAGCAGCUCUCCCCCACACGUCUCGAGACCCUGCACCUCACCUCCUCCGACCCCGCCCGCGCACUCACCCCCGCGCUCUUCGAGCCGCUCGAGAUGCUCAUGGGCUGGGACUACUGGACCUCGGCGCCCACCGGCUUCCACGCGCUGCGCACGCUCGCGUUCACCAUGGCCCCGCUCGCCACGAUGGCCAACGCCGACGUCGAGCUGCUCGCCACCUCCCUCCCGCACCUGCGCGUCCUGCGCCUCGGCGACGUCGCGCGCACGACGCAGCCGCGCACGACGGCGAUAUGUCUCGUCGCGCUCGCGGUGUGGUGCCGCGCGCUCGAGCACGUCGCGAUCGCGUUCGACGCACGGGGUAUUAGGGAUGAGGACACGCAUAGGCUGGCGCGAGCGGAUGAGGGGGGCGGAUGGGGGCUGCGGACGCUCGAUGUCGGGGCGUCGCCGAUCGCGAGCGGGGUGGACGUCGCUGCGUAUCUCUGCGCGGUCGGUCUUUGUCCGCGGCUCGAGGCUAUCAGCGCAUGCGAUGCGACGCUGCCUGUUGACAAGCGUGCGGUCGACUCCAGGGAGUGGCGGUGGAAGGCUGUCAUGAACCGUAUCGUGUGUCAUCGCAGGACGGAGGGCUGCGUUGACGAGCCGGAGCUGCCUCAAGAGUGUAAAUACUUGCGGUGUUACAUUCCUUUGCAUAAUAAUAGAGGGUAUUGUACCGAUCGCUAAAUGCUUCUAAUGUCAUCAAUCUUCACCUGC